Messenger RNA from Penicillium brevicompactum, 1200 nucleotides. RefSeq lists its product as uncharacterized. The transcript is spliced from 3 exons. The record is from RefSeq and is a predicted model, not a curated record. Bases 1 to 1200 code for a protein of 399 amino acids. NCBI's taxonomy places the organism in Eukaryota, Fungi, Ascomycota, Eurotiomycetes, Eurotiales, Aspergillaceae.
AUGCCUUUCUUACCAGAGCAAAUCGCUCUUCAGGUCGUGCGCAAGGCAGAUAAAGCCCGCCUCCUGAUCUGUGAGACACAGCACCUGCUCGCCAAGUACAACGAGACCGAGCUUUCGGUGGAGUUGAGCUCAAUCCAAGCCAGCCUCGGCUUGGCGCUCGAUCGAUAUCGUGCCCUCGCUCAACCUCGCCCCUCCCGUACAAGACGGUCUCGAGGAACCAGAGGCGGAACCCACCACGGCUCUGGCAACGAUGCCAAUCAUGGCCAGCCGCCGACCACGGGCCGUAUGCACCCGAAUAUGCACGACGACCAGAACACGCAUGACCCAAUGGCACCCAUGGCCGCCGAUGACACUGCUUCCUCAAGUGCACAUCUCAAUUCCGGCUCUGACGCUGUCACAGGGGUGGCUACUCCAGCCAUUGGUGUCGUGAAUGACAUCAAAGAGACUGAGUUUGGAGCUGUGUCGGCAUCUGUUCUCAACGGCGGUGUUGUCAUUAGCUUGCCGUGCACCUAUCCCAAGAACAAGUGCACAUGCUCAGUUCCCAAUGAACAAUAUACUACUAGCACGCAAAAUGGCACUUGCAAGCACUACAAAGAAUGUGGUUUCACAAACGCCGCAAACCACACUGGCAGCCCUUCCGCUGGCGCGCCGGUCAACAAAUCCCAAGGUUCCGCGGAAAAGUGUGCAAAUGCAACCCCUGCUCAGACUGCGACAGUCGGCACGAAAAUCAACAUCUUCGGCAGACCCAAAAGUCGGGUCAUGAACCCGAUCUCCAAUGAUAGCGCCACGACAAGGGCCUCAGCCAGCAAGGUCAAUGAUCUCCGGAACAAGCAUCUAAGCCGAAUCCCCACGAACCCUUCUUUCGUCAGCUUGCAACCCAGCAUGACCAAGGGCUCUGCAGAAGAGAGUGGUCCCACAACCUCCCCCAAAGGCGCAGAUGCCUGUAUCCAAGCGAACAGGGUCAGAUUCUCCGAGGGGCGUGAAACCGCAGCCCGUGCCUCUUCUGCAUCACCAGCGCCAUCUCCUCAAUCCGGUCUCUGUGGUAUACUUAUUGACCUGGAUGAUGGCCUGGAGGUUAUCUGUCCUGACCCCAAGGUUAUUGAGGGGGUGGCAGGCUGCCUUUCUGGCGAUGGCGAAAGCAGCCCUCCCUCAGGGGAAUUUGAGGUCCGGAGCGACAUCUUGUCCCCGGAGUGGGAGUGA